AUGCUAUUUUAUGGAAGAAUUAACUAUACAACAAUUAAAAAAUGGGCCUUGAUUUCAAAGAGGCUUUCUCCAAUCUAUGGCAAUUUUAAAGUGGCUGUAGAUGAAUACCAAGAGGAUUAUCUCUUCAGCGAAGUCAUUACUAAAUCAGACUGUUGUUGCUCUUCUAACCUUUUAGAUAAGGUAACUACUCCAAUUAUUAUUCGAGGCUCAGGCCAGCCACAAGCCCCUAUUAUUAUUAAAGAGGAGCCAAAUGAGCCUAAUCGACCAACAAUAAUCUCUAGUGAUGUAACUGUUAAAAAUAGUUGCAAUAUAACUACAACAAACACAAAUACUACUCCCACUCUCAGCACCAGCCCUUCAACCAACAGCAGCACCUCUACAACAGUUGUUGAUAAGGCAACUACUUGUGGCACAGAUGGGCAACCGAGCCAUGUUGAAACUGAAAAGACUUACACAGUACUGUCCCCUGACCCAACUUAUACAAUCCCUCCAAGGCCGUCCCGCUGGUACAUUAGCAACUGCCAGCCCCAAGCCACAGACAUUGAUGGGCGCCCAAUUAUACCAUCAUUGCUGGUCAGUUCAGCAACUACAGUGCCAUCAUCUCCCAACAAGAUAACUGACAUGUUGCAGAUUACAUCCUGUGAGGGAGAUGAAGAGGCAGCUGCUCUGCAGACAUUUUCAUCUGCACAAGAACAUGAACACAUACCUACUGAGGACACGGUCACCUUGCAAGGAUCAACUUUCACAUCUGAGGCACAAGUAGCAGACAUGAAAAUUCCUGUUGGUAGUGUGGGACAGUUUGUUGACAGAGGCACAACCAAAAUGGAACCUAUUAACAAUCUGCAGUUAACAUAUGCCAGCCAAGUUGAAAAAACAUUAAGUACUAUCACACCAUUGACAACUUGUCCUCACAAUAGUAAUAGUAAUGAUAGCACUGCUUCAAACAAUGAUCGUCCACAAGCAGGAUUUGUGAACAAAGAAACAGCAGAUAAGUACAGUAUGAAAGAGUUAUUACCAGGGUCCAGUAUCUAUAUGUAUGAUGAACAACUCGAUGGAGUGCGAAAAAGGGCCUAUGACAAAAAGGGCAAGAUUGACGGGCGUAGAAUGGCUCGUCAGUUAAUGAAUAUCUUCUUCAAGAAAAACGAACUCAUCAAUUGCUCAAUUUCCUCUAGUCCUGCUGCUGGUAAAACACAACUGAACCCUGUUUUGGUAAACAGCAUUAUAUCAUAUUGCCAAGUCAAUUCAACAACACUGAAGAGUGCAAUCAAGGAUGCUAUGUGGUCAAAGAUCACAUCAGCCAAUGCAAAAUUUGCUAAAAAGAUGAAAAUUCAACAGAUUCAGCAACAAAUUCAGCGGUAA
Molecule: messenger RNA, 1359 nt
Organism: Acanthosepion pharaonis
Lineage: Eukaryota; Metazoa; Mollusca; Cephalopoda; Sepiida; Sepiidae
Source: the annotation of a GenBank genome assembly